GAGCGUUGCUAGGCGACGGAGCGCCCUCCAUCGCGGCCUUCCCCCGGCCUCGCCCAGCUUGCCAUCCCACCGGCCUCCAGUCCCCUCCCGGGCCCCGUGCCGCUGGCCAAGCCCCCGGGACGGUCGCCAUGAAGCCCCGUGCGGCGGCGGCCCUGCUGCCGCUGCUCCUGCUGCUCCACCCGGCCCGCCCCGACGACGACGACAAGAAGGAGGAUGUGGGCACCGUGGUGGGCAUCGAUCUGGGCACCACCUACUCCUGCGUGGGGGUGUUCAAGAACGGGCGCGUGGAGAUCAUCGCCAACGACCAGGGCAACCGCAUCACUCCCUCCUAUGUGGCCUUCACCCCCGAAGGGGAGCGGCUAAUAGGGGACGCGGCGAAGAACCAGCUCACUUCCAACCCCGAGAAUACGGUUUUCGAUGCCAAGAGGCUGAUCGGCCGAACGUGGAACGACCCCUCCGUGCAGCAGGAUAUCAAAUAUCUGCCCUUCAAGGUGAUUGAGAAGAAGACUAAACCGUAUAUUCAGGUUGAUAUUGGUGGUGGGCAAACAAAAACAUUUGCUCCUGAAGAAAUUUCUGCCAUGGUCCUGACUAAAAUGAAGGAAACGGCCGAGGCAUACUUGGGAAAGAAGGUUACUCAUGCUGUAGUGACUGUCCCUGCCUACUUCAAUGAUGCGCAGCGCCAAGCAACUAAAGAUGCUGGUACUAUUGCAGGAUUGAAUGUUAUGAGGAUUAUCAACGAACCGACGGCGGCUGCCAUUGCUUACGGACUAGACAAAAGGGAAGGUGAGAAGAACAUCCUUGUGUUUGAUUUGGGAGGUGGAACCUUCGACGUGUCUCUCCUCACCAUUGACAACGGAGUCUUUGAAGUGGUGGCCACCAAUGGAGAUACCCAUCUGGGUGGCGAAGACUUCGAUCAGCGGGUGAUGGAACACUUUAUCAAGCUGUAUAAGAAGAAAACUGGGAAAGAUGUUAGGAAAGACAACAGAGCCGUGCAGAAGUUGCGGCGUGAAGUUGAGAAGGCAAAGCGGGCCCUGUCCUCCCAGCAUCAGGCCAGAAUCGAAAUCGAAUCCUUCUUCGAGGGAGAAGACUUCUCUGAGACGCUGACCCGGGCCAAAUUCGAGGAGCUGAACAUGGAUCUCUUCCGUUCCACCAUGAAGCCUGUCCAGAAGGUACUGGAGGAUUCAGACCUGAAGAAAUCUGAGAUUCAUGAAAUUGUCCUAGUUGGUGGCUCUACUCGAAUCCCCAAGAUUCAACAGCUGGUGAAGGAGUUUUUCAAUGGCAAAGAACCGUCUCGUGGCAUUAACCCAGAUGAAGCCGUGGCCUACGGGGCCGCCGUCCAGGCUGGUGUAUUGUCUGGUGACCAAGAUACUGGUGAUCUGGUGCUGCUUGAUGUGUGUCCCCUGACCCUGGGUAUUGAAACCGUUGGAGGCGUCAUGACAAAACUGAUCCCGAGGAAUACCGUUGUGCCCACCAAGAAGUCUCAGAUCUUCUCCACGGCUUCCGACAACCAGCCGACCGUUACAAUCAAGGUCUACGAAGGCGAACGUCCACUGACAAAGGAUAACCACCUCUUGGGAACCUUCGACCUGACGGGAAUUCCUCCGGCUCCUCGGGGCGUCCCCCAGAUCGAAGUUACCUUCGAGAUAGAUGUGAACGGCAUUCUCCGUGUGACCGCUGAAGAUAAGGGGACGGGGAACAAGAACAAGAUCACCAUCACCAAUGACCAGAACCGUCUCACACCCGAAGAAAUCGAAAGGAUGGUGAACGACGCCGAAAAGUUUGCGGAAGAAGACAAAAAGCUCAAGGAACGUAUCGACACCAGAAACGAGCUGGAGAGUUACGCCUAUUCUCUGAAAAACCAGAUUGGGGAUAAAGAGAAGCUGGGGGGCAAACUGUCACCAGAAGAUAAAGAAAUAGUGGAGAAAGCCGUAGAGGAGAAAAUUGAGUGGCUUGAAAGUCACCAAGAUGCAGACAUCGAAGACUUCAAAGCCAAAAAGAAGGAACUGGAGGAGAUCGUGCAACCCAUUGUCAGCAAGCUGUACGGCAGCGCGGGCCCUCCCCCGGGUGCCGAAGAGGAGACGGCAGAGAAAGAUGAAUUGUAGACGCUCUGCAAGUGUUGUAAAUGUAAAUAUUGGACUCAGGAACUUUUUGUUAGGAGAAAAUUGAGAGAACUCAAAUCUCGAAUGUAAUUGGAAUCUUCACUGCAGAGUGGAGUUGAAAAUGUUAUAGCCGAAAGUGGCUGUUUACUGCUUUUCAUUAGCAGUUGUUCACACGUGUUUCGGGGGGGCGGGGGGAGUUUGGGGGGAAAUGACUAAAGCUGAGUUGGGAAAUGUGUUCACCUUGAAAAUCUUCUAUUUAACAACUGGGUUAUGUGCAUUUGGUGUAGAACCUUUUUUCUACCUGAAGUGACACAAUAAAUGUUUGUUAUUUACCCCCGG
Messenger RNA from Tachyglossus aculeatus (Australian echidna), 2438 nucleotides. It is a transcript of the gene HSPA5, whose product is annotated as heat shock protein family A (Hsp70) member 5. Bases 129 to 2102 code for a protein of 657 amino acids. Lineage: Eukaryota; Metazoa; Chordata; Mammalia; Monotremata; Tachyglossidae. Gene Ontology annotation, molecular function: misfolded protein binding; ATP-dependent protein folding chaperone; ATP hydrolysis activity. The record is from RefSeq and is a predicted model, not a curated record. Gene Ontology annotation, cellular component: nucleus; cytoplasm; endoplasmic reticulum lumen. Gene Ontology annotation, biological process: endoplasmic reticulum unfolded protein response; cellular response to unfolded protein; protein refolding. The transcript has 8 exons.